Molecule: messenger RNA, 1551 nt
Organism: Penicillium pulvis
Lineage: Eukaryota; Fungi; Ascomycota; Eurotiomycetes; Eurotiales; Aspergillaceae
Product: alpha-mannosyltransferase
Exons: 1
Coding region: 1-1551 (516 amino acids)
Biological process (GO): mannan biosynthetic process
Cellular component (GO): Golgi apparatus
Molecular function (GO): alpha-1,2-mannosyltransferase activity
Source: RefSeq, a predicted model, not a curated record
AUGCUCAUGUAUAACCGCCCGAGCCGGCGAGCUAUCGUGGGCAUUCUGGUCGCUGUCCUCCUGAUCAACUUGUACCUAUUUGGGCGGGACCGUCUAUAUACUAGCCUGUGGUUUGGGCCUACAGAGACGCAACUCGACAUCUCAGAUUCCAAUUCCGGUUUAAGAAAUCUCGUCACAAGCCUCAAGUCCGGGUUUCACCCUCCAGCUCCAUUGUCACUGGCAGCCAGACAGGAAACACUUUUGCGAGACCUUUCUGUGCAAUUAAAAGAGCAGAAGCCUCAAUGUUCUCCGCCUAGGGUGGAUGGACACGUUGAUGGAGUCACAUUUGAUCCCGCAAACUUGAAGCCAAGGCCGGACCAUGUCGCCAAUGCUGAUGAAAUACAAGGGCCAAUGCAAAAGGCACAUGAUGAGUUUGUGGCAGCGAUCAAAGAGCAGAAAACCCAUCCUUAUAAUAAAGGCGCCAAAGGCAUCGUUUCCUCUGCUGGCGGCGAAUACCUGCCUACGUUUGUGGCGUCUUUACGCAUGAUUCGGCGGACAGGAUGCGAGUUGCCUGUGGAAGUCUUCCUCAAGGACUGGGUUGAAUAUGAGCCCUACAUCUGUGAAGUUGUGCUACCAAAGCUCAACGCCCAGUGCAAGGUACUCGAAGAGAUCAUGGACGUGGUUCGUGACGGGCAAGGCAAACCCACCAAGCACAUCAAGGUAGAGCACUUCCAGAUCAAACCUUUUGCGAUGCUGUUGUCAUCAUUCGAAAACUUCAUCUGGAUUGAUGCCGAUUGCGUCCCCCUCCACGACCCCACCGCCCUGCUAGAUUCCGACCCUUUUUCUUCGACAGGACUUGUUACAUGGCCGGACUUUUGGGCAAACACCGCCUCACCCUUAUAUUUCAACAUAUCACGGCAAUCAGAGCCUCCUAUGACCGCCCGGGCAGCCACCGAGUCCGGGGUGAUGCUCAUCUCCAAAAGAAAGCAUUUCCCGACCCUUCUCCUAGCGGUUUAUUACAACUACUACGGCCCGGAGUUUUACUGGCCUUUAUUGGGCCAAGGUGCAUAUGGACAAGGCGACAAAGACACCUUUAUACAAGCGGCCAGUGCCCUAGACGCGACUUUCUAUACCGUCAGUGAGCCUGUGGCUGCCGUGGAGCGCGAUUAUGACAACGGAGCAUGGACUUUCACCGCAAUGGUGCAGGCGGACCCCAUAGAAGACUAUAAGCUUACUAGUCAAGACAUAUGGCGUGUUACAAAUGCCACCGCUGCAAAGGCUCCACGAGUCUUUUUCCUCCACGCCUCAAGUCCCAAGUUUAACGCUGGACUUGAACUUGCGAAGAAGUCUCGGAGAGGACGACUUUAUACUCGACCGGAGGAUGUGAUCCGGCGCUUUGGAUAUGACGUUGAGAAGUCAUACUGGGAGGAGGCCAUGACAGUAGCGUGCGAUCUGGAGCAUGCUUUUGAUUCGUGGAAAAAGAGCUCUGAGCUUUGUGAGGAUAUGAAAAAUCACUGGAACAAGACAUUCUCAGACUCCGAUGCUGAAAUUCCCCAAUUCAGCGAUGUUUAG